GCCGUAUAGGAGGCAGUCCUCCAGGAGGCACAACUACAGAAUGCUUUAGGAAAGAUAAAAGCGGAGAAAGAAAAGAUGAUCAGAAGAAGAGCCAGGAUGCAACGUAGACAAGCGGACAUUAGUGAGUUAGAGGAAAUGGAUAUGACGAAUGUGCCUGAAGAUGUGAGACUUGUAUGGUCGGUCCUGCUGAAUGUAGUAGAGAUGCAGGACCAUCAGACAACCAUCCUUCAGGAUAUCCAGCAAAGUCUGGCCUUGUUGGUUGGGCGAACGCAGGCCACGUCACCAAUGUCCGGGCCUGGUGCCUGGCCCGUUGCACACCCUCCUCCUUUUGUCCCACCGGUGACUGGGGUAUCCCCAUAUGUAGCUCCAUCAUCGGUUGCUAUCGUUUCCCUGGGCAUGCCGCUGUCAGGAGGGGUAACAGCAGGGAGUAGUUUGCAGGUUCCUGUUGAGACAGUGUACACCCAAACUCCGUCGCAGGUUGCAGUCACCAUGCAGCCUGUUGUCUCGCAGCCUGUGCAGCCGCAGGGCACACAGCUCCAGCAGUUGGCACAGCAACCUGUGUCACAGGGUCCACAGCCCGUGGUGAUGCAGGGACCGGGACAGACACAGUGGGUCCCAAAGACGGCCAUCGCCGCUCCCAAACCUUUCACAAGGGAAAAGAGGCGUGAAGACCUCGACACAUGGUUGAGGGCAGUGUCGGUCUACGUCAGGUGUAAACUUACCUUGCCGCACGAAGAAGUGCUUGUGGCUGCAUCCUACCUAGAGGGUAGUGCAGCAAGAUGGUUGAGUGGUUUAGUACAACCCCAGGGGUAUGGUCAUGACUUCCGUGCUUGGGCGGCCUCCCAGAAAUUGGAGGACUUCCUGAAGAUGGUGGAGGAAAGGUGGCAUGAUCCUCAGGAGGCCCAAGGGGCCACUGAUGCGAUCCUUACACUGCACACGAGGCAGUUUAAGUCAGUAAGGGAAGCCAUCGACGCUGUUGAGAGUCUGAUCCGUGUCCCAGGGGUGCGCUAUGACCCCCAGAUUGCAAUCCGGCCCGAGGAUCAGCACAAAACCGCUUUCCAGACCAGGUACGGUCUGUACGAGUUUGUGGUGAUGCCUUUUGGCCUUUGCAAUGCUCCUGGCACUUUUCAGCACGCUAAGAAUCGGAUAUUCCAUGAUUACUUAGAUAAGUUUGUCAUCGUGUACCUCGAUGACAUACUUAUUUUUAGUAAGACUGUCGAGGAGCACGGUGCACAUUUGGACAAAGUUCUCAGUCUUCUGCGACAGAACAAGUUCAAGAUCAACGGUGAGCAGUGCGAGUUUGGCCACACCCGUGUCGUGUACUUGGGUCAUGAGAUUUCCGCAGAAGGGUCGAAGCCCGAUGACGCGAAGGUGGCCAGCAUUCGUGAUUGGCCACGUCCUCAGUCUGUGACUGAGAUGAGAUCUUUCUUGGGAAUGACAGGCUACCAUAGGACUUUCGUUAAGAACUAUAGCAUAAUGGCCGCUCCUUUGACUGAUCUGACCCGCCUUGACACCCCAUGGGAGUGGACAAAUGAGUGCGAGGCUAGUUUCAGACAUCUGAAGCCGGCGUUGACGCACUACGAGGUCUUGAAACUUCCUGAUCCUGACGAGCUGUUCAUAGUCACCACGGAUGCCAGUCGAUAUGGCAUUGGCUCCGUGCUCGCGCAGCAGGAGGGGCCAAAGUUGAGGCCUGUAGAGUACAUGUCCAAGAAAAUGUCGUCUCAGAAGUUGGCUAAGUCCACCUAUGAGAAGGAACUCUAUGUGGUUUACAAGGCUCUGACCCAUUGGAGACACUAUCUCCUUGGGAGGUUCUUCAUCCUCAGGACUGAUCAUCAGACCCUGAGAUGGAUGAGAACUCAGCUUGUACUCUAUGACGCCCUCAAGCGUUGGAUUGAAGUCAUUGAGCAAUAUGACUUUGACCCUCAGUAUCAGAAAGGGGAGUACAACAGGGUUGCUGAUGCCUUGUCGCGUAGACCUGAUUUCUCUGGUGCGCUGCUUACUGAACUUAAGGCGAAGGAUAAGAAGACUUUUGUCGAGUUUGAGUUGGUCAAUGGCUUGCUGUUCCUUGAGAAGGACGGGAAUAAACGAUUGUGUGUCCCAAAUAGUGAGUCUUUGCGUAGUUUGUUUUUAGGUGAGUGCCAUGAUGCCACCGGCCAUUUUGGGUAUAAGAAGACCGCAGCCAACUUGCUGCAGCGGUUCUGGUGGCCCACGAUGAUGAGAGAUGCCCAGUUGUACGUGGAUACUUGUCAAGUUUGUCAAUGGGACAAGCCACGUACUCGGGCUCCUCUUGGGCUUCUGAAGCCCCUUCCGAUUCUGGAACGGCCUGGUGAGAGUCUGUCCAUGGAUUUCAUGGAUACUCUGAUCACCAGCAAGAGUGGGAUGCGUCACAUCUUCGUCAUCGUGGAUAGUAAUGCCGGAAACAGCGAGAACGGCGGAGUAUGUGAUCAGAAUGUUUAAAGAGAAAUGGGUCAGGGACUUUGGUUUACCGAAGUCUAUUAUUAGUGACAGGGAUGUCCGGUUCACU
Messenger RNA from Chara braunii, 2524 nucleotides. NCBI's taxonomy places the organism in Eukaryota, Viridiplantae, Streptophyta, Charophyceae, Charales, Characeae. The record is from the annotation of a GenBank genome assembly.